AUGUUCGCACUCGUCUUCAACACGCCAGCGGACGGGAUCUUGUCAAUGCUUCGUGGCGUGGAUGAUCUCCGUCAACAUCAGCUGGGCGAAGGUCAACAAGCUCAAAAUGGUGUGAAGACCGAGGAGUACAUCCCCGGUUAUUUGUCGACAAACCAUGAUUUCGACCCGCAGACGGCGUCGUUUUUCUACGACUCUAGAGAUUCUGGUCGAGAUAUGAAGAUGUCCGCACCGUCACAAUAUGUUCUCGCAAAGACGGAAACAGACCAUGAAUUAUCGAAACUCGUGACAAUAAAACAAGAAGAGGACGACACUCUUCCACCUCAACGUGUUCCAAGUAAAGAAUAUCUGGCGGCGAAACGACAGUACGAACAAAAUCUCCUCAUGAGACAACAGUACUUGAUGUCACAAGCUGCGCUCUCAGAAGACCAAAAACAAUAUCUGAUCAGAAGAGGAGUAGUUACACCAUCUCAAACGGCUGACAAGCUUUCCCAUCCGGGUCAUUCUUUGCCAAAUAGGAGCUACGAUCGGCCAUCUGCUUAUCCGCAGCAUGUCACAACUUCAAAUGUUCAAUACUCGAUGGUUAUGCCCCCACAGGCAGCACCAACUAUGGCUUCGGGUGUUCAGAGAGUCCCGCCUCAUAUGAUAAUACAGCCACAAUAUCCGGCAAGAGUGCAGCCUACUCACAGUCAUGGUGUUCAGCGCAUUUCUAUUCGACCUGGAGUACAGUAUGCAAAUGUACCAAUGAUGCAUUAUAUGCCUUAUCAAGGAGAUUUUGAAACUCCAACAUACAUUUCUCAUCAAGGACAGGUGCAUCAUGUACCCCCACAAUCAGCAUUUGUUUACGCUCAGGAGGAAGGACCAGUAACAGUGCAACAUAUUCCAUACGGGUACGCUCAAGUCCCUAUGAACUACGCCCAAGGACCUGCAUUAGUUUUCGACAGCAAUGCGAACCUUCAACCUACCUUCAUAAGAGAGGAGACUAAUACUGGUAGAGAGUCACUUGGUACCGUUAGUGGAGGGAAGAAAGCUAGACUUAAAAGGAUGAGAGUACCAGAAGGGGAGGAAGAAAAUGAUACAGGAACGAAAAGGACGAGAAGUAGUAAACGAAAGAAAACAGACAAUGUUGCUGAAGGAAAUGCAAAUCAACACGAUGAUGUGAACAUUGAUGGACCGGCACUUCCUUUAACACACGGGGAAUUAUUGAAACAGAAGAAGAGGAACAUGGCGUUUCCGAAAGGUACAUUCCUUGUUCGUUAUGCGGAUUUGGACAGCGAUCAGUAUGCUGGACACAUUUGGCUUGUGGAUAACCAUCAACUUCUGCAGAAGUACACCUAUGAUGGCUUGGAUGCUUCUAACGUCAAGGUGUUCAGCCGUACUGAAAGGUACAGCGGUUGGCUUUGCACAUGUCCAUGGCUGUAUCAUCCACUCUCUGAUGUGAAAAGCAUUCUCGGAAACAUGGAAAAGGUGUCAAUCACGAAUUAUCCGACCAGAGAUGAGCUAUUUGCUAGAAGAGAGGAAGAAAAAUUGAAAGCGCCAGAACCUGAACCUAUGGAGGAACACCAAGAGACUGUACCUUCAGAUGGGGACCACUCUGGUGAUGAGCAUGAUAUCGACGUGAAUGACAAAGAAGAAGUGGAUGAUUUGCCUCUUUUCAAGACCGAACCUAUAGAAAUCUCCGCAGAAAACUAG
This is a messenger RNA of Necator americanus (New World hookworm), 1689 nucleotides long. RefSeq lists its product as uncharacterized. The coding region runs from base 1 to 1689 and encodes 562 amino acids. NCBI's taxonomy places the organism in Eukaryota, Metazoa, Nematoda, Chromadorea, Rhabditida, Ancylostomatidae. The record is from RefSeq and is a predicted model, not a curated record. The transcript has 11 exons.